Molecule: messenger RNA, 735 nt
Organism: Phytophthora infestans T30-4
Lineage: Eukaryota; Oomycota; Peronosporomycetes; Peronosporales; Peronosporaceae
Exons: 4
Coding region: 1-735 (244 amino acids)
Source: RefSeq, a predicted model, not a curated record
AUGGUUACUGCUGCGACAGUCACUACUCUAAGUAAGAAAGCGCAGAAGGCGCGGCGAGUCAGGAAGGCCGGCGAAGAAAGUUCACUCAGCAGCACGGACUCCGAGUCUGGGCGUCCGGUGACGAGGAGCCAAGGCGUACGGAAGGUGGCCGUCCCGGUAUCCCCACGAAAGAGAGUGGACAAGCGGCAAGCAGCCGAGCAAGCGGUGGAACAGGCGGAAGCGAAGCCGCCGAGCUACAAGCGUCAACCAAGGAGGUCCAUGGAGCUGACAAGGAAGGACGACAUGGACAUGCACGUGGGAAGUACCGACGCCGUGCACAGAGAUACCGCCGUGAGUGGCGGCACUGCACCAAACAACCACGUGGACAUGACAGCGAUGGCGUCCGCCAUUCAGACGUUGACGAUCGUGGUCGCGAAGCUGCAGCCUGCUCCUUCGAGAACCCAGAGGUUCCAAGCUGGUCGACGGGUAUUGCGACGCAGUGGAUCACGUGCUGGUGAAGCGCGUCACAAGGGUGAUAGUGGAGACAGUGUAGCGGAGACGACAGUAGCGAGCCGAGUGAAAGUUCUAGCGCCUCCAGUGAUGGGUCAGCCGAGUCUGAUGAGCAACGAGGGCGUCAGGAAAGCCGACGACGACAUGGAAGGCAUGGGCGACAUGUACGAGGAGAACGACGGAGGCGUCAAGUCCAACGGGGACGACAUGGAGACGAUGAAAGACAAUCCCGUCGCAGGAGCGUGA